This is a messenger RNA of Dipodomys ordii (Ord's kangaroo rat), 2065 nucleotides long. RefSeq names its product cell death-inducing p53 target 1 (gene Cdip1). The transcript is spliced from 6 exons. Gene Ontology annotation, molecular function: zinc ion binding. Gene Ontology annotation, biological process: tumor necrosis factor-mediated signaling pathway; intrinsic apoptotic signaling pathway in response to DNA damage by p53 class mediator. Bases 231 to 857 code for a protein of 208 amino acids. Lineage: Eukaryota; Metazoa; Chordata; Mammalia; Rodentia; Heteromyidae. The record is from RefSeq and is a predicted model, not a curated record.
GCCGCUGGGCACACGGGGGCGGCGUCCCCGCAGAACCUGCGGGUGGAGGGGGUUUACUGGUCGUCGGGUAGGAAGACCCCCUACCCGUCUUCACGUCCCAGACAAGCCUUGGUGCUUGGCUUCGGAGCUCCCCAGAGCCGUUUGUCCCAGCCAUCAGCUGCAAGACCUUCACUUGCCUCCAUUCUCUGAGCAGCAGGAUCUGAGAGUCCAGGAGCAUCAGUGAAGAGAAGAUGUCUAAUGAACCACCCCCUCCUUAUCCUGGGGGCCCUACAGCCCCCCUUCUGGAGGAGAAAAGUGGAGCUCCACGUACCCCAGGCCGCACCUCCCCAGCUGUGAUGCAGCCCCCACCAGGCAUGCCACUGCCCCCUGCAGACAUUGGUCCGCCACCCUAUGAGCCACCAGGCCACCCAAUGUCCCAGCCUGGAUUCAUUCCUCCCCAUGUGGGUUCAGAUGGCACCUACAUGCCUCCAGGUUUCUACCCUCCUCCAGGACCUCAUCCACCCAUGGGCUACUACCCACCAGGACCCUACCCACCAGGGCCCUACCCAGGUCCCGGGGGCCACACGGCCACCGUUUUGGUCCCUUCAGGGGCAGCCACCACGGUGACAGUCCUACAAGGAGAGAUUUUUGAAGGUGCACCGGUACAGACGGUGUGUCCUCACUGCCAGCAGGCCAUCACCACCAAGAUCUCCUAUGAGAUCGGCCUGAUGAACUUUGUGCUGGGUUUCUUCUGCUGCUUCAUGGGGUGUGAUCUGGGCUGCUGCUUGAUCCCUUGCCUCAUCAAUGACUUCAAGGAUGUGACACACACAUGCCCCAGCUGCAAAGCCUACAUCUACACAUACAAGCGCUUGUGCUAACGGAGCAAGGCUCGGACUCCCCCACCUAUCAGUCUGGCCCCCCGUGCUUUGCUCCCCAUGCUCAGUGGUCGCUUCCCUACUCCCAUACCCUGGGUUUGGAAGCUGUGCCACCAUCCCCAGAAAUCCUGUCCUCACCCUGCCCUACCCUGAGCAUCUGACUCUUCCAACAAAAAUGUUGGGUUUAAAGGCCAAAGGCCAGUAGGUGGCAGAGGGGUGGCACUGAACUUGUGCAUUGCUGGUUAUUUGGCAUUUCUGAUCUAGAAGAUAAUCUGGGAAAGUUCUCCUACAGGGGUCUUUAGUCCUCCAUUUCCGUCCAAGGUCCAGUCUUGGUCCUGGCUUUCCCUGGGACCAAAAGCAACUCAAGCAGUAGUGGGUCCCAGUCUGAGGGCUGUGCCUGGAGCCACAGUUUCUGAUAUGUUGGGCCUAGAAUGGGCGUUGCCAGAGCUGAGUGGACCCAAGCAGGACAGGGUCUUGAGGCCUGGGUUUGUUAUAGGACGUUGUCCCUCUGGGGUACUACAGGCAAGACAACAGAAAUAGUGACAGCCAACUCUGGCCCUCAGAACUCUCAGGUAUGGAAACCCAGGAUCUCUAACCCCCUGUCCAAGUGCCCAAAAGCUGCCUGGUGUAAGGUAGAAAGGAUGCUAGGCAAAUCAUAGCCCUGGUAGCCAAGAAGGACUCUCCCUUGCCCCUUGCAGCUUUCAAGGUGGUGUACAGACUUCCUUUCUGGCCACACUUGUGAACCCCUGUAUUUUCUGGGGCCAGAAGGAAUACCAUGAGCCUAGCGUCUCCUGUUUACCCUCUGUCCUCUCUGUGUGUGGGUGUGACCUCUGGUGGCUGCUAUGUCCCAACUGGGACAGAUGGCAGGUUCACUGGGAUAUGCAACGCCCUCUCCAUUGGCUCACUUGCAGAAAGCACUGGACCCUUCUUUGCUUGUGGCUGCCGCUGUUGCUGUGCUGGCCCCUGCACUGGACUGGGGACCAGGAAGGAGCAGCUGAGUAGUAGGGGUACUUACUCUGGUGGACACCAGCCCUGUUGGGGUGCAAGCCCAGACCUGUCUUUACUUUCUGAAUGGUUGGUAUGUGGAUGCUAUAUCCUGUUGCUGUCCCUCUCCUGGUCUCGCACUGCCAUUGCAUGGCCUCUUGUCACUGUGAAUUGUGGCCUGGUCUCAGUUUGUAGUUCCUCAUUAAAAUGGCCCUUUCACUCCCCUG